UGUUUGAGCCGCUUAACUUAACACAAGCACAAAGUAAACAAUAGCUUUCAUCAACUUUCACUUUAGUCUUCAUUCAUCAUUCAGCGCCGUUUUGGAGAUCAAUGUUUAUGUUUACGGCUUGCAUUGCUUCUAUCAACCACUUACAUCUGGUCAUUUUAACUUCGUACCAAUUGGAACAUUAUGGCUGGAAAUUUCUGGGCUAGCUCUCAUUAUCAGCAGUGGCUUCUUGAUCGCCAGGACCUAUACAGAGAGCGACAACAUGACCUGAAGAUACUCGCUGAGGAAGAGUACCAAAAGAUUAUGAUGCUCUUUGCUAAUGUUAUACAAGCUCUCGGCGAACAGCUAAAAUUCCGCCAGCAAGUUAUAGCAACAGCUACAAUAUACUUCAAGCGAUUUUAUGCCAGAAAUUCCCUCAAGUGUAUAGACCCUUGGCUGAUGGCACCAACGUGUGCGUUUCUUGCAUCUAAAGUAGAGGAAUAUGGUGUGAUAUCCAACAGUAGGCUCAUGACUACCUGCCAAAAUAUAGUGAAGAACAAGUUUGCUCAUGCCUUCACAGGGGAAUAUCCCUACAGAAUUCAGAACGUUUUAGAGUGUGAAUUUUACUUGUUGGAAAUGAUGGACUGUUGUCUUAUUAUGUACCACCCAUACCGCCCAUUGGUCAAGUUCUGUGCAGAUCUCAACGCAGAUGCAGACCUUCUACCCACAGCCUGGCGCAUGGUCAAUGACAGUCUCAGAACAGAUGCUCCUUUACUCUACCCACCCUACCUCACAGCUCUGGCUUGUAUCCACUUAGCCAGUAUAGUCAAGCAGAAGGACAUCAAGGGCUGGUGUGCUGAGCUGUCUGUGGACAAUGAUAAGGUGAUGGAAAUCACACGUAUGCUGGUGAACCUCUACGACAUGUGGAAGACGUAUGAUGAGAAGAAGGAGGUCCAAGUGGUGCUGGCCAAGAUGCCCAAGCCCAGUCCAUCCAGGCCCCCAUCGGAGACUCCCAGCUUGCAGGAUGCUAACGCUCAGCAGCAACAACAGCAACAGAACCAGCAGCAGGCACAGAUGCAAGCAUGAUGACAUACUCACACAGUUUAUUUGAACACUUUUUUUUCUCCAUUUUCUAUAGUGCUGGAAGUGGAAAGGGCAGGGGGAAGGAGAAUUAGCAGCCAAUUUUAACUGCUGGUUAUUGCAAGCGGACCUGGUUUUCCCCGGGCUUAAAGUUCUUUGAAUGAGGAGUCCCUGGCCGAGUCAGUACAAAGAUGCAGGAUACGUUUUAAAAAAUAUGACCAACGCACCUAAGAAAAGACCAAUAUAUGAACCAAUCCAUGUUCGUUUGGGUAUUGGUGCAGGCAGAGACGAAGCUACCUAGCUGUGACAUCAGUUCCAAGGAGUGACUUCCUGGUCGUGUUACUUUUUAUAAAAGUAUCCAUAUUCCUCCACAAUCCCUGAAGUUCACUUUUUGGGGAGGUUUCAUGUACAUAUAUGUUCUGUCACGUAAAUGGGAUUUCAGAAAAGCUGUUGUUUUUACUUAAAAUUGAUGAUGAAAUGUGACUUUUU
Aplysia californica (California sea hare) is the source of this 1545-nucleotide messenger RNA. RefSeq names its product cyclin-C. Gene Ontology annotation, molecular function: cyclin-dependent protein serine/threonine kinase regulator activity. Lineage: Eukaryota; Metazoa; Mollusca; Gastropoda; Aplysiida; Aplysiidae. Bases 181 to 1062 code for a protein of 293 amino acids. The transcript is spliced from 11 exons. The record is from RefSeq and is a predicted model, not a curated record. Gene Ontology annotation, biological process: positive regulation of transcription by RNA polymerase II. Gene Ontology annotation, cellular component: nucleus; mediator complex.